Messenger RNA from Lathyrus oleraceus (garden pea), 981 nucleotides. Its product is annotated as DNA-directed RNA polymerase subunit alpha-like. The transcript is spliced from 2 exons. Gene Ontology annotation, biological process: DNA-templated transcription. Bases 1 to 981 code for a protein of 326 amino acids. Gene Ontology annotation, molecular function: DNA-directed RNA polymerase activity; protein dimerization activity. NCBI's taxonomy places the organism in Eukaryota, Viridiplantae, Streptophyta, Magnoliopsida, Fabales, Fabaceae. The record is from RefSeq and is a predicted model, not a curated record.
AUGAUUCGAGAAAAACUAAAAGUAUCGACUCAGACACUACAGUGGAAAUGUGUUGAAUCAAGGAUGGACAAUAAGUGUCUUUAUUAUGGACGCUUUAUUCUAUCUCCACUUAUGAAAGGUCAAGUAGAUACCAUAGGCAUUACAAUGCGAAGAAUUUUGCUUGGAGAAAUAAAGGCAACAUGUAUCACACGUGCAAAAUCUGAGAAAAUACCACAUGAAUAUUCUACCAUAGUAGGUAUUCAAGAAUCAAUACAUGAAAUUUUAAUGAAUUUGAAAGAAAUUGUAUUGAGAAGUAAUCUGUAUGGAAUUCGGGAGACGUCUAUUUGUUUCAAAGGUCCUGGAUAUGUAACUGCUCAAGACAUCAUUUUACCACCUUCGGUGGAAGUCAUUGAUAAUACACAACAUAUAGCUAACCUAAUAAAACCUACAAUAAGGAAAAAUCAAAAAGAAAUUGAGAGAAAGAAUGGAUAUCAUAUAAAAACACUAAACAACAUUCAAGGUGGAAGUUAUACUAUAGAUGUUGUAUUCAUGCCUAUUAGAAAUGCAAGUCAUAGUAUUCAUUCUUAUGUGAAUGGAAAUAAAAAACAAGAGAUAUUAUUUCGGGAAAUAUGGACAAAUGAAAGUUUCACUCCUAAGGAGGCACUUUAUGAAGCCUCCCGGAAUUUGAUUUAUUUAUUUAUUCCUUUUUUACAUGCAAAAGAAGAAAACUUAAAUUUUGAAAACAAUCAACACAAAGUGACUUUUUCCCCUUUUACUUUUUAUGAUUAUGAUAGAUUCGUUAAGGAUAAACUAAGGAAAAAUCAAAAAGAAAUUGAGAGAAAGCGGGGAUAUCAUAUAAAAACACUAAACAACAUUCAAGGUGGAAGUUAUACUAUAGAUGUUGUAUUCAUGCCUAUUAGAAAUGCAAGUCAUAAUAUUCAUUCUUAUGUGAAUGGAAAUAAAAAACAAGAGAUAUUAUUUCCUGGAAAUAUGGACAAAUGA